AUGACAACCCCCAAACUUAAAACCACAAUCGCAAUCCUCGGCUGCGGAGACGUCGGCUCAACCCUAGCCUACACCCUAAUCCUCCAACCCAUCUGCUCGGAAGUAAUCCUCGUCGACCUCAAAGCCUCCCUCUUGGAAGCCCAAGUUCGCGACCUAAAUGAUGCAACCUACCGCGGCGGCUCUGGCGUAAAAGUCCGAGCAGGCACGCACAAAGACGCCGGCCAGGCCGACAUUGUCGUCAUCACCGCAGGCGCGAAACAAAAGUCCGGAGAAUCACGCCUCUCGCUGUUAUCCCGGAAUUUGCACAUUCUGGAGAGUAUCUUUGGAGCCAUGGCGCCGAUUAGUCCGCAUACGAUCCUGCUACUUGUGGCGAACCCAGUGGACAUAUUGACGUAUUUUGCAAGGAGGUUAUCAGGGCUGCCAGAGAGUCAGGUGUUGGGGACGGGGACAAGUUUGGACUCUGCGAGGCUGAGGGGUGUGUUGGCGGACAAGGCGGAGGUGGCGCCAAAUAGUAUCGAUGCAUAUGUGCUUGGGGAGCAUGGCGAUAGUCAGUUUAUCGCGUGGUCAAGCGCUACUAUCGGCACAACACCACUCGCCCUUGCUCUCCCACCAAACACGCUAACUUCGGAGUUCAAGAACCAAAUCUCGUCUCAUACUCGCGGAGCAGCUGGUGCCAUCAUUGCGGCUAAAGGCUGCACUGCGUACGGUAUAGGAAAUAUUGCAGCUAGUAUCUGCAAGUACAUAUUGUUCGACUCACGAUCCGUUCGACCCUUGUCCUUCUAUCAACCUGAGUUGGGCUGCUGUUUGUCAAUGCCAGCAGUGGUGGGCCGAAAGGGUAUUAUCAAAUCGAUGCCUAUUCAGCUCGACGAAGAAGAGAGAGCGCAGUUGGAGGCUUGCGCCAAGGGACUGAGGGGCGUGAUUGAGGGCGCGGAGAAGGAGUUGAGCGCUGAUCGCGAGCUGGAGAAGGCUUUGGCAAGCGACAAGGGAACUUGA
This is a messenger RNA of Alternaria atra, 993 nucleotides long. RefSeq lists its product as uncharacterized. Lineage: Eukaryota; Fungi; Ascomycota; Dothideomycetes; Pleosporales; Pleosporaceae. Gene Ontology annotation, biological process: carboxylic acid metabolic process. The record is from RefSeq and is a predicted model, not a curated record. The coding region runs from base 1 to 993 and encodes 330 amino acids. Gene Ontology annotation, molecular function: L-lactate dehydrogenase (NAD+) activity. Gene Ontology annotation, cellular component: cytoplasm. The transcript has 2 exons.